AUUUUUGUUUUUUAAUAUGGCUGUAAACGUUUCCCUGGUUCGUGAUACAAAAUGGCUGACGUUAGAAGUGUGUCGAGAGUUUCAGAGAGGUACUUGUUCUCGGUCUGAUGCAGAGUGCAAGUUCGCCCAUCCAUCACGGAGUUGCCAUGUGGAAAAUGGUCGAGUUAUUGCCUGCUUUGACUCCCUGAAGGGCCGGUGUACCCGAGAGAACUGCAAAUAUCUCCACCCUCCCCCACACUUAAAAACACAACUUGAAAUAAAUGGACGCAACAACCUGAUCCAGCAGAAGACAGCCGCAGCCAUGUUUGCUCAGCAAAUGCAGUUCAUGCUACCAGGCGCGCAGCUACAGCCAAUUACAACGUUUCCUGUGACUCCAUCGCUUGCAACGAGCCCCACGAUGGCUUUUAGUCCCUACCUGAGUCAUGUUUCUCCGGGGAUGGGCUUGGUUCCUGCAGAGCUUUUACCAAAUACUCCUGUCCUGGUUUCCGGAAAUCCUACUGUUACAGUACCAGGAGGCUCUGCUGGGCAGAAACUGAUGCGUACGGAUAAACUGGAGGUUUGUCGAGAGUUUCAGCGUGGAAAUUGCACACGUGGUGAGAAUGAUUGCCGCUAUGCUCACCCUAUAGAUAUUGCAAUGAUAGACACAAAUGAAAAUACUGUUACAGUUUGCAUGGAUUACAUCAAAGGUCGAUGCUCUAGGGAGAAAUGCAAGUACUUUCAUCCCCCUGCACACCUGCAAGCCAAAAUCAAGGCAGCUCAACACCAGGUGAACCAGACAGCUGCAGCUGCAAUGGCCCUGCCGCCUGGUGCCCUUCAACCUUUACCAAAGAGGCCAGCACUUGAAAAAAACAAUGGUGCCACCACAGUCUUUAACCCAAGCGUUUUCCACUACCAACAGGCUCUAGCCAACAUGCAGUUGCAACAGCCUACAUUCAUCCCUACAGGGUCAGUUCUGUGCAUGACACCCACUGCAAGCGUUG
Pterocles gutturalis (yellow-throated sandgrouse) is the source of this 980-nucleotide messenger RNA. Its product is annotated as muscleblind-like protein 3. The annotation marks the transcript as partial. The record is from RefSeq and is a predicted model, not a curated record. The transcript is spliced from 6 exons. Gene Ontology annotation, molecular function: metal ion binding. NCBI's taxonomy places the organism in Eukaryota, Metazoa, Chordata, Aves, Pterocliformes, Pteroclidae.